AUGUACAUCCUCACCAUCGAAGCAGCCAAGCGCGCUAUUCAGGCCCAUUUUCCGAUGGUGAAUGAGCAGCUGGACAAUCCAGAGAACUUUCUGCGCAGCCAAUGUCGCGGGCACAGGGUCUGCCCGGCUGCAGCCCAACAGCACGGAUCCUUGGUCGACAGCGAUGUGCAGAUCCCACCGAAGGCGGCGAUCUUUAAAGAGGAGCCGGUGAUUCCGGACUGCCCAGUGCUGGCGAAGGGUGAGAUGUUGCUACCGGACCUCUUGGAUCCUGAAGCCAGCGAUCUAGGCUUCAGGGCUUAG
Symbiodinium necroappetens is the source of this 300-nucleotide messenger RNA. The record is from the annotation of a GenBank genome assembly. NCBI's taxonomy places the organism in Eukaryota, Dinophyceae, Suessiales, Symbiodiniaceae.